This is a messenger RNA of Protomyces lactucae-debilis, 4554 nucleotides long. RefSeq names its product ABC drug exporter AbcA. The record is from RefSeq and is a predicted model, not a curated record. Bases 128 to 4498 code for a protein of 1456 amino acids. Gene Ontology annotation, cellular component: membrane. Gene Ontology annotation, molecular function: ATP hydrolysis activity; ABC-type transporter activity; ATP binding. Gene Ontology annotation, biological process: transmembrane transport. The transcript has 4 exons. NCBI's taxonomy places the organism in Eukaryota, Fungi, Ascomycota, Taphrinomycetes, Taphrinales, Protomycetaceae.
AGUAGAUCCAAUAGAUUCAAGUAGCACCACUGCGACACUCACGCCAACUGCACUCCUUCGCCUUCGAAGCUGCCUCGCAACAUACACACCGUCGCCCUCUCUCCGACUGAGCAGCCUUGCUAUCGCUAUGACGGCCCUGUUUCCGAGCGGCGUAUCCACCGUGCUCGACAAAGAACAGAGUGAUCAAAGCAUUUCCUCUGCUGAAGCGAGCGAGCAGCGUAGCAGAGAUGUCGCGGACCUCGCAAAAACAUUCACAAAAGACUCUCAUCUCACCGUCAAUGGUGCGACACCAUUUGACUAUGCGCCCAACUCGCCACUCGAUCCAAAUGGCGAUUGCUUCAAUGCUAGGGCGUGGGUCAAGGCUAUGUAUGCCAUGCAACAGGCAUCCAACUCGGAAACCAGAUCCCUUGGUUACAGUUUUGAUAAUCUCUCUGCAUACGGAUAUGGCAGUGAUACAGAUUUCCAAAAGACUGUAUCGACUGUUGUUUUCGAAGCAGUCAAUGUCCUCAAGCGUAUCGUUGGCAUCAAAGGUAAUCGUGUACAAAUCUUGCGCAACCUCGACGGCGUCGUGCACGCGGGUGAAAUGCUCGUUGUGCUCGGCCCUCCGGGUGCAGGUUGUACCACCUUUCUCAAGACCCUGACGGGCGAGACUCACGGCUUUCAAGUCGAUGCCGAUUCGCACAUCAAUUAUCAGGGCAUUUCCUACAAGGACAUGAGUACACGGUAUCGUGGCGAAGCCAGUUAUACUGCAGAAGUUGAUGUUCACUUUCCAAAUUUGACGGUUGGCGAAACACUCUUCUUUGCGGCCAAGGCAAGAGCCCCUCGUGUCACCCCUGGCGGUCUCGCUCGAGACAAGUGGGCAAUAGGGAUGCGUGAUGUCAUGAUGGCGACUUUGGGAAUCAGUCAUACGGUCAACACAAAAGUCGGCAAUGACUUUAUCCGUGGUGUCUCUGGCGGCGAGCGUAAACGUGUCACCAUUGCCGAAGCAGCGCUUUCUCGUGCGACGAUCCAAGCUUGGGACAAUUCAACGCGUGGUUUGGAUUCUGCCAAUGCUAUUGAGUUCUGCAAAACAUUACGACUUCAAGCAGACUACUUUGGCAUCACGCCGUCUGUUGCUAUCUAUCAGUCUCCUCAAGCGGCAUUUGAUGUGUUUGACAAGGUACUCGUCUUGUAUGAAGGUCGACAGAUCUACUUUGGUCGCACUACCGAUGCGCAGGCAUACUUUGAACGCCUCGGCUUUGAAUGCCCAGCACGGCAAACCGUUCCUGACUUUCUCACAUCCAUGACUUCUGCACAAGAGCGUCGUGUCAGGCAGGGCUGCAGCAACGUACCAGAAACGAGCGACGAUUUUGCAGCUGCGUGGAAAGCUUCGCCGGAAUACCAGCAAGUCACCAAGGAAAUUGCAGUGUUCAACAAGGAGAAUCCUGAAACGGGCGACUCGCGUCGCAACUUUGAAGCAUCGAGAAGAUUGGAAAAGGCAAAAGGACAGCGUAUUAAGUCGCCAUACACACUUUCCUAUGGUGAGCAAGUCAGGCUUUGUCUAUGGCGCGGCUUCCGUCGUCUGUUCGCUGAGCCCGGCCUCACCAUCUUUCAGAUUGUCGCGAAUGCCAUCUUUUCGCUGAUCAUUGCGAGUGUCUUUUUCGACCUGCAACCAUCCACCGUCGACUUUUUCAACCGCGGUUCGCUUCUGUUUUUUUCGGUUCUGAUGAAUGCGCUGUCGUCUUCGCUUGAAGUCCUGUUACUGUAUGCGCAGCGCGAUAUUGUUGAGAAGCACGCACGGUACGCCUUUUAUCAUCCAUCUGCAGAAGCGUUUGCCUCCAUUCUCACCGACAUGCCUUACAAGAUCUGCAACAGCUUCAUCAUCAACAUCAUCCUGUACUUUAUGACGAACCUUCGAAGAGAGCCGGGCGCUUUCUUCUUCUUUGUGCUCGUCUCAUUUCUGCUCACGAUUGCCACUUCACAGCUAUUUCGAACAUUGGCGUCUUUUAGCAAAUCGCUCUCGCAAGCGCUCGUCCCAACGGCCAUCAUCAACUUGGCCAUGGUCAUGUUUGUUGGAUUCGUCAUUCCAGUGAUUGACAUGCUUGGUUGGUCAAGGUGGAUCAGUUACAUCAACCCUGUUGCAUAUGGCUUUGAAUCGCUCAUGAUUAAUGAGUUUCACGGACGCAACUUUGAUUGCUCUGCAUAUGUCCCCUCAUAUGGCAAUCUCGCGUCUGGCUCGCAAAUUUGCAGUACAGUUGGGUCGAUUGCCGGUCAAUCUUUUGUUGAGGGUGAGCGCUUCUUGAAUGAAUCUUAUGGCUACAAGCAUGAAAACAAGUGGCGCAAUGUCUACAUCAUUUUCGCAUUUGCCAUCUUCUUCUCAUUCACUUACCUCAUUGGCGUUGAGCUCGUGCAAGCGGCGAAGAGUAAGGGUGAAGUGCUCGUUUUUAAGCGCAAUCACAAACGCAAAGGAGAUCUUGAGGUGGGUCGUGUCAACAAGACGCAAAGUCAUGUACCAGAAACGAUUCAGCGACAAACGGCCAUUUUUCAUUGGCAAGAUGUGUGCUACGACAUUCAGAUCAAAAAGGAGACGCGUCACAUCCUGGAUCACGUCGAUGGCUGGGUCAAGCCUGGUACGAGAACAGCAUUGAUGGGUGUAUCGGGAGCUGGCAAAACAACACUCCUCGAUGUCCUCGCAUCGCGUGUAACGAUGGGUGUCAUUGAUGGCAAGAUCUUGGUCGAUGGGCAGCCCCGUGACGACUCGUUCCAACGCAAGACGGGUUAUGCGCAACAGCAAGAUAUUCAUCUCGACACCUCCACCGUACGAGAAGCCCUCAUCUUCUCGGCACUACUGCGACAACCUGCUCACAUUCCACGCAAAGACAAGAUCGCCUAUGUGGACGAGGUGAUUGACUUGUUGGAUAUGACACAGUAUGCAGACGCCGUUGUCGGCGUGCCUGGAGAAGGGCUCAACGUUGAGCAGCGCAAGCGGCUGACAAUUGGCGUUGAGCUUGCAGCGAAGCCUGCGCUCCUCCUCUUCCUCGAUGAACCCACCUCUGGUCUCGACUCGCAAACGUCUUGGGCUAUUUGCGAUUUGCUUGAAAAGCUGACGACUGCCGGACAAGCCAUUCUGUGUACGGUCCACCAGCCGUCCGCCAUGCUCUUUCAGCGCUUCGACCGACUCUUGUUUCUAGCAAAAGGUGGUCAGACAGUUUAUUUUGGCGAUGUUGGUGAGAAUUCCAAGACGCUUGUGCAAUACUUUGAGCGUAAUGGAGCGCAUCCUUGUCCACAGGAAGCCAACCCGGCAGAGUGGAUGCUUGAAGUCAUUGGUGCCGCCCCUGGCUCACACACCGACCAAGACUGGCACAAGGUAUGGCGAGCAUCGCCCGAAUACGAGCAAGUCCAAGCAGAGCUUGAAGACCUGGAACACAACUCCCAUCCAAUCAUCUCGAAAGAUGCCUCUCAGUACAACGAGUUUGCUGCACCGCUGCGCACGCAAAUCAUCGAAGUGACGAGGCGUGUGUUUCAGCAAUAUUGGCGAUCCCCGACUUACCUCUACUCCAAGCUUGCUCUGUGCUCACUUGCAGUCUUAUUCGUUGGGUUUGUGUUUUACAAAGCGCCCAACACUCAACAGGGCAUGCAAAGCCAGCUCUUCAGCAUUUUCCUCGUCUUUACCGUCUUUCCGCAACUCGUCAAUCAAAUUAUGCCUCACUUUGUUACACAACGCACCAUGUACGAGGCGCGUGAACGGCCGAGCAAAGCCUACUCGUGGAAAGCAUUCAUGCUUGCCAACAUUGGAGUCGAGCUGCCCUGGAAUACAUUGAUGGCAGUAGUUGUUUUCUUUUGUCUCUACUACCCGGUCGGCUUCUACACCAAUGCGACAUACACAAACACCGUGCACAUUCGCGGUUUCGAAUUUUUCCUCUUCACCUGGCAAUUUAUGAUGUUUGUGUCUACCUUUGCCUCACUCAUCAUUGCUUUUGCUCCCGAUGCGUCUGUCGGUGGUAACCUCGCACAAUUGCUCUUUGCUUUGUGUCUCAUCUUUUGUGGUGUUUUGGCAUCUCCCGAUGUUUUGCCACGAUUCUGGAUCUUCAUGUACUACUGUAGCCCAUUCACCUAUUUGGUCAGUGGCAUGAUCUCAGCUGGUCUCGCCGACGCGCCUGUGCGUUGUGCCUCUCGCGAAGUCUUGCGUUUCAACGCACCCUCUGGGCAGACAUGCGGCGAAUACAUGGCUCCAUGGAUCGCUAGCACAGGUGGUUACCUCUUUGAUUCAGCCACAUCGACUUGCGAGUACUGCCAGCUGGGUCAAACAAACCAAUUUCUGGCUGCCGUGUCGAUUGAACCAAGUUCUGGACGGCGUUGGCGCAACUUUGGCAUCCUCUUCAUCUUUCUCAUCUUCAACAUCUUUGCUGCGACCCUCUUCUACUGGCUUGCGCGUGUACCCAAGAAGACUAAGAAGGUUCGGCGAGAGGAGAAGGCUCGUAAAUUAGAGUUGCAGGCGCAGGCAGGCAAGACUCAAUAAUUGUUUGUACAGACGUGGCAUAUAGACUGAAAACUGAUUAUUUACGGAUGCUGUGA